AUGAUCUUCACACCCGAGCAGGUGGCUUGUGUGUGCGAGGUCCUUCUGCAGAGCGGUUGCAUGGAUCGUCUCGCUGGCUUCCUCCGGACUCUUCCUUCCCUCACCGCUUCCUCCUCCUGCCCUGGGGAGCUGGAGAGUGUGCUGAAGGCUAAAGCCGCAGUGGCCUUUCACCAGGGGUGCUUCACUGACCUCUACACCCUGCUGGAAGGCUUCCCCUUCUCGUCUCGCAGCCACCCGCUCCUGCAGCAGCUCUGGCUCCGAGCCCACUACAUGGAGGCCGAGAAGCAGAGGGGCAGACCUCUGGGUGCUGUGGGGAAGUAUCGAGUCAGGCGAAAGUUCCCUUUACCACACACCAUCUGGGACGGAGAAGAGACCAGCUACUGUUUCAAGGAAAAAUCGCGGAGUUUACUUCGGGAGUGGUACCGCCAUAAACCUUAUCCCUCCAACCGGGAGAGGAGGGAGCUGGCAGCGGCCACCGACCUGACCACCACUCAGGUCAGCAACUGGUUCAAAAACCGCAGGCAGAGGGACCGAAACACGGAAUCUAGCAGUUUUCAAAGUACUGGCUCUAGAGGAACUUCAGGGGACAUCUAUGCUUCCUCUAACAAUGACCUUUCACCUGCAGGCAGCCCAAAUCUCCAACACCGCUGCCCUCCACCUCUCUGUCACCCACCACCUUUUCUAUGA
Molecule: messenger RNA, 687 nt
Organism: Scomber japonicus (chub mackerel)
Lineage: Eukaryota; Metazoa; Chordata; Actinopteri; Scombriformes; Scombridae
Gene: six9
Product: SIX homeobox 9
Exons: 3
Coding region: 1-687 (228 amino acids)
Biological process (GO): regulation of transcription by RNA polymerase II
Cellular component (GO): nucleus; transcription regulator complex
Molecular function (GO): RNA polymerase II cis-regulatory region sequence-specific DNA binding; DNA-binding transcription factor activity, RNA polymerase II-specific
Source: RefSeq, a predicted model, not a curated record